UGCUCGCGUAAGCAGAUCGACUGACAAGCCAAAAACUGUAUAGACAGUCAAGUAAAACGGCCAUGUAGAAUUCUUCAGCGUGUCUUUUUGUGUUUUUCACUGAUAAAAAUCAUGUCAUAAUAGAAUCCAGUGGAUGUUAAAGUAACAUGGCGACAAGAGCUAGGAACAGAGAGGCGAUACAUCGUCAACAUUAAAGGAUGGUAGCGGAGUGAUCACCAAAAAGGCCCUCAUGUUCCGGUCGUACUUUAUCGAUAUGUCCAUGUGUGCCGGAUAAAUAUAGUGUUCAUGUAAACAUUGAAUUUUAUUCACUGUUUCGGAUGCUACAGAAAAUGUAUUUCUCGGAGUCAAUCUUGUCCUUGUUUGUCAUGCAGUGCUUUCUGGCGAUCAAUGUAAACGCCGAGAUACGGUGCAGAUGUAACGAACCCGAGUGCGUCAGUUUAGGAACACAGAUUUGUAAGUCAUCAAACAUCAAAAUGUGUUACGUCAUGAAAACCUUCGAUGGAAGUACUCCCCGAUACACGCAGGGCUGCAUGGACGCAUUAGUGAAGAACGAGAAGUAUAAAAAUAUCUGUGACACUAAAAGUGAAACACAAACGUAUGAGAACUUCGUAAAGUACCACCGUGAACCAGUGGUACAUUGCUGUAGCAAGGAUUUGUGCAAUUACAAUAUAGUGAUGAACGUUCCUACUAAUAGAACAUUGGUCAAACCAGAGCCAGUAAGCCCUGGACUACCAGAGUACAAUUUCCCACAUUCCAUUCCUGAAGAUACUAAACCCCCCAAUCAAGACAAGGACCUGUGGUUCAAAGCGGCGGUCAUAGCCGUGCCUAUAGCAGGAGGAUUCAUUUUAAUAUUGCUAGUAUUGCUGGCUGUGCGCAUGCUCAGAGCAGACACACGACGCCAAAGACAAUUUAUAGAAUUUCGAAGGGAGAGAACCAGUUUAACAAAAUCACAUCUGUAUGUCACGGAUCGCUUUAGUGAAAAAGUAGGGCGGACUUCGCCUUUGUUUGGCGGAAUGCAUAAUCCACUAUGCAAAGACCCUUUAAUAAAUAAUUCUCGAAUGAAAAAGGAUGGAAAACUCUAUGAAAAAGUGAAUACGAAACCGGAAGUUCAUCGUGCGCCGACGCCGAUCAUAAUAUGGGGUAAACCAUCUCACAGAGAUUUUGCGACUGUGGUUUAACAGUUUAUUUUGUGAGUCAUUUUGAGAUGCCUCCUUCCUUCUGUCUUUCUUUGAAGGGUGUUACGAACACAGCUAUUGUGCCUUCUAUAUUUUGUGACACCAUAAUUAAUGGCGACUAUAAAAAUAGUCCCUCGAACAGCAAGACUGAAAUUAUUAUGUGUGUUGAUUAUGAGUGCUCUAAUUAUUAUUGUUUGGUCCAAAGUCAAGCCAUAUAAUGGCAUGUCAUCAAAGUCCAUCCGCAUUAAAAUUUAUCAUGAAAAGUAAAACAGUAAUACAUGUAUGUAUGUUACUGUUUACUCAUUUUAGAAUUCAUUACUACCUGGGAACACGUUGUUACUGAAGUGUAAAGUAUUCCCUCUGGGGCUAAAAAUUUGAAUUUGAUUUAAAUACUACAAUAUAAUUUAAGUGUAGGAAUAUAAAAUUUGUAUUUUGCGAUAGCGCCACAUUUCGUUUUAGCAUUUCUGAGGUGAAAUACGGAUGGACUCUAAAAAUGAGGUUAUGUAUGAACAAAAGAACGUCAGGGCGAGUCAGAUUGAGCACUAUGUGCCAUCUUUAUGCAUUUUUGACAAAUGUGUCUUUCACAUGUAUUUUCCCUCAUCUAUCAUAGAAUAAAUGUGUCUGAAUGUUACAAAUAUCAGAUUGUUAUGACGGAUGUGAGAGGGCUGCGCAUGCCCUGCUUGAAAAAAAAGAAAAUUUUUGAAAUUUUGUAAACGUUUUUUGGUUUUCGUCUGCAUAAGAUGAUCCUUUUUUCUCGAUGUUCUCUUUUAACAAUAUUUUAAUCACACGUUUGCAUUUUUAACACAAUAAGUAUUUUUGUUAUUAUUUACAUUUUAGAAAUAUUUUAUUUUAAAUUAUUUAUUUUAUCUAAUGAUUCAAAAUGGUAAAAGGACGAAUGGUGUAGAUGAAUGUACGUUUGUGUGUUUGUGUGUAACUGUUCAUCUUUAAUUGUUGAGCUAUCUCAUUUUUUGUUGUUGACUACAAAUUUGUAUCUUAUAAAACAAAUUCUUAUUUAUUUGAGUUCAAAAAAUUAAAAUUGUUGUUUCAAAA
Messenger RNA from Saccostrea cuccullata (small rock oyster), 2225 nucleotides. Its product is annotated as BMP and activin membrane-bound inhibitor homolog. Bases 318 to 1178 code for a protein of 286 amino acids. NCBI's taxonomy places the organism in Eukaryota, Metazoa, Mollusca, Bivalvia, Ostreida, Ostreidae. The transcript is spliced from 3 exons. The record is from RefSeq and is a predicted model, not a curated record. Gene Ontology annotation, biological process: cell surface receptor protein serine/threonine kinase signaling pathway; cellular response to growth factor stimulus; protein phosphorylation. Gene Ontology annotation, molecular function: ATP binding; transmembrane receptor protein serine/threonine kinase activity. Gene Ontology annotation, cellular component: plasma membrane; signaling receptor complex.